ACUAAGAUGGCAUCAUCGGAUUCAUCUUUCAUCGUUGUCGUCAUUUUGCUUCCGACACUCCUGACCCAACAUGCUCAAGCUUGUCCAGCCGAGUGCCGCUGUUACAGUAUGACCGUAGAGUGCGGGUCCAAGGGUCUGAAGAACAUUCCGGCCAAUAUCCAUCCCUCCACUCAGACUGUGUUUCUGCAGGAUAAUGCAAUAUCUCAGAUCCAACAGCAGGACCUGUCUUCUUUAUCGGGCCUCCAGUAUUUGUAUAUCCAGAAUAAUACCAUCUCUGGCCUGGAACCCGGAGCCUUCAAAGCUCAGCAGCAUCUGGUGGAACUUGCUCUAAAUGGAAACCGCAUCCAUCUUAUCAACAGCAGCAUCUUCAAAGGACUGGAUCACCUGCGGGUCCUGUACCUGGCAGGAAACCAGAUCACCAGACUGCUGGCAUACACAUUCUCGGACCUGCAGAGACUUCAGGAGCUGCAUUUGCAGGAGAAUGACAUUGAGACCCUCCAGGAGCAGGCCUUCUUAGGACUUUCAUCCCUCGCCCUGCUUGACCUCAGCAAGAAUAAUCUGCGCACCAUAAGUCGUGCAGCACUCCGGCCUCUGAUUAGCCUGCAGGUGCUACGACUAACAGAAAACCCUUGGAGAUGUGACUGUGCCCUACAUUGGCUCCGGACAUGGAUGAAAGAAGAAGGAAAACGUCUUCUAACUUCUUUGGACAAGAAACUCAUCUGUUCUGAACCACCGAGAUUGUCCCACCAGAGUUUGCUGGACAUCUCCGGGAACAGCCUUGUCUGUAUCCCUCCCAUCGUCCUCGUAGACCCUAUGGAGCUUACAGCUCGUCUAGGGGAUGAACUUCGUGUCUCUUGUCGAGCUACGGGAUAUCCUCAGCCACUGGUAACUUGGAGGAAAGUCGCCCACGCUCGCUCAAGUCCACAGAGAGGUAAUUUGAAGUCCACCAGCAGCAGAACCUUUGAGUUGAGCGAGAGAAGUGUAGGGGAGCAGUUUGACUCUGACACAGGAAGCGGGAUGCUCUUACUGAAUAAUAUCACCAUGUCUCAUGCUGGGAAGUACGAGUGUGUGGCUUCUAAUCCUGGGGGAACGGCAAAGGUCUUGUUUCACCUGACGGUCAACCUGUCCAACCAGCAGUCCCGCUCGUACACGUCUGUGGAUAUCAGCCAAGAGCCUCUGUAUGACAUGGAGAGCAUGGAGUUCACUGCGCUUAGCAUGGCCACUCAAACUGCCAUUGCCAUUGGCAUCUCCUUGCUGGCCAUGACUGCCAUGCUUCUGAUGGUCAUGAUCUACAGAAAGCACCACAAAAGAAAAAAGUCCAAAAAGGAGGAGAACAUCCUGUACGUCAAUGACUAUUCAGAUGGCCCAACGUUUGCCCAGCUGGAAGAGUACAGGGAUGAACGUGGACACGAGAUGUUUGUCAUAGACAGAAACAAGGCUCAUUUUCCAACCUACAAGGACCCCGAAGGGCUGAGCAGCUUCACCGCUCUGACAGAGCUGACUGACGAUCUGCAGGAGCAAGGAACUCAGACUGAGGAGGAGGCUGAGCGGCAGAUCAAUGACAUUUUCAUGAACCAGAGCUUUCUGUUCCAGCAGCAGAUCGCUUAUGAAAUACACUGUUAAAGAACAAUCUAUUUCGAUGUGCUAAAGGUUGUAGUUGUGAUGUGUCGGGAAGGGGGGGAGGGGUGGAAAAGAAAAAAACUGCUGCAGAUUUUAAUACCGCUUCUUUUUUCUACAGAAUAGUCAGUCGCGUGGCUCCAUAAGGGCCCCACAGGCAGCCCCUCCAGGAGCUCUUUUUGGGUUCUUCGUCUUUUUAGCUGGUAGAGAUAUUUCAUUGCUGUCUUGGUUGGUGGAGUCUUGGUAGCAGAGCUCACAGCCUUCCCGAGAAGUCCUUGAUUCUUACGCGUGUCAGACAGAUCUGCCCCUCGCGUGCUCGGCUGUCACUGGUAGCAUUUUAAUAUCGCUGUCUGACACUUCCAGGAGACGCUGAGCCCGGAUGGCGGCGCGGGUUCACCAAGCUCCUCGCAGCUGCUGUCAUCGUACUUCUUCACAUGGAAGGAAGAGAUCUGAGUGUUAACAGCUCCUGACUGAUCGGAGACGUGCGCCGCCCGCACUGCACUGCCAGAUGACAAAUCCUUCUCCUGUCAUUUCACAACAUCUGAGUUUUCUUGCAUUUGAACUCUUCCUUCAGACUCUGGUUGAUAAGAAGCUGCUGAACUGUCAGCGUUUCUCCAAGACGACUGCCGGGCCCCUUAGAUAAUGGGCUCCUCUGUUCUCACUGCAGAAGUUCUGCAACUUUCUAACAGGUUUGUCACAAUCGUAUCCAGUCCGGACAAUCCUCCGCUAGCUGAACACAUCAGCAGCACAAAUCUCUCUCCCGAUAGUCUGCUACAAUGUAUCAGCGCAGGUAACAUGUAUCAGGCUAGUCCCGGCUGUUCAGCUUCCAGGGGAUUGUCCAGACCCAAGGCUGGCCGUAAACAUUAGACAGCUGAUGGCCAAAUGUAGGUGCACCUGGCUGCUGUCGCUCCCGAACCCCCACUAAACAUGUAUGUUUGGUUCGGCCAAGUGUGCAUGUCCACGAGGAGACGGAAUAAAGGGGGUUGUCCAACUCUGUGGGCCCCCCGCUGUCAUGACUGCACUUUGAUCCCAGCGUGUAAACGUCUUACAUGGAUCGGGACACGUGUGUCGCUGCCCCAAUAACUGGUGGUGGCAGUGACGUGUCCUCAAGCAGCAUCUGACCCGGUGGUCACAGCUGUGGCCCGUCAUUGAGUGCAGCGGUGCGCGUGUCCUCGUCCAUAUCGGACGUGCCGCGAGGACAGUGGUGGAUCCACAGAACAGGUAAGUGCUUCCCUAUAUGAAGUCAUUGCCAGACAACUGAUGGCUUAUCUCCACUGACAAUAAUGACAGGAUCGGGCAUGCUGAACUCCACCGGUCCUCUGCUGUCUGGGCAGAAUA
This is a messenger RNA of Bufo gargarizans (Asiatic toad), 2955 nucleotides long. RefSeq names its product leucine-rich repeat-containing protein 24-like. Gene Ontology annotation, molecular function: protein binding. NCBI's taxonomy places the organism in Eukaryota, Metazoa, Chordata, Amphibia, Anura, Bufonidae. The record is from RefSeq and is a predicted model, not a curated record.